AUGAAUGAAACAUUAAAAGAACUAUUUGAAGCUUGUCGGAAUGGAGAUUUAGUUAAAGUUAAAAAAUUAAUUUCACCAGAAAGUAUUAAUGCACAAGAUGUACUUGGAAGAAAAUCGACACCUCUUCAUUUUAGUUCUGGAUUUGGUCGUAAGGAUGUAGUCGAAUAUCUUUUAAAUCAAAAUGCUAAUGUUCAUAUGAAAGAUGAUGGAGGUCUAAUUCCAUUACAUAAUGCAGCAAGUUUUGGUCAUGCUGAAGUCGUUCAAUUGCUCCUUAAUUAUCAUUCCGAUGUAAAUGCAUUAGAUAGUUGGAAUUUUAGUCCACUUGCAGAAGCAGCUAGUAAAGGAAAAGUCGAUGUGUGUCUUAUUCUUUUACAACAUGGUGCAGAUCCAAAUAUAAAAAACAGUGAUGGAAAAAGUGCACUUGAUCUUGCUGAUUCAUCAACUCGACCAGUAUUAACUGGUGAAUAUCGAAAAGAUGAAUUACUUGAAGCAGCUCGAUCAGGUAAUGAAGAAAAACUAUUAAGUUUAUUAACAUUGGCUAAUGUUAAUUGUCAUGCAAGUGAUGGAAGAAAAUCAACUCCAUUACAUCUAGCUGCUGGUUACAAUCGAUUAGCAAUUUGUAAAAUCUUACUUGAACAUGGUGCUGAUGUUCUAUGCAAAGAUAAAGGUGGACUAGUUCCAUUACAUAAUGCUGCUUCAUAUGGACAUUACGAAGUUGCUGAACUCUUGAUUAAACAUGGUGCUCAUGUAAAUGCUUGUGAUUUAUGGCAAUAUACACCUAUACAUGAAGCUGCUUCAAAAUCACGUAUUGAUGUUUGUACUCUUUUAUUAAGUCAUGGAGCUGAUCCAACAUUAGCAAAUUGUCAUGGUAAAACAACACUUGAUGUUGCUGCUAGUCGAGAACUACGUGAUAGAAUUUUAUAUGAAUAUAAUGGAUAUUCAUUUCUUGAUGCAAUACAUAAUGGAGAUAUGAGUCGUGUUAAAAAACUUUUAACUAAUGAAACAGUUAAUUUUCGACAUUUUAAAACAGGAGAUUCACCAUUACAUGUUGCUUGUACAUCAUCAGCAGCAAAACAUCGUCGUCAAAUUUUUGACAUAUUAAUUCGACGUGGCGCUCUUAUUAAUGCUUUGAAUACAGCGUAA
Rotaria sp. Silwood2 is the source of this 1143-nucleotide messenger RNA. Lineage: Eukaryota; Metazoa; Rotifera; Eurotatoria; Philodinida; Philodinidae. The record is from the annotation of a GenBank genome assembly.